Molecule: messenger RNA, 807 nt
Organism: Eublepharis macularius
Lineage: Eukaryota; Metazoa; Chordata; Lepidosauria; Squamata; Eublepharidae
Gene: RSL24D1
Product: ribosomal L24 domain containing 1
Exons: 6
Coding region: 39-530 (163 amino acids)
Biological process (GO): ribosomal large subunit biogenesis
Cellular component (GO): nucleolus
Source: RefSeq, a predicted model, not a curated record
GCGCGCUUCCGCUUCCGCGUCCCCUUCCGGCGCCAGCCAUGCGCGUGGAGCGCUGCUACUUCUGCGCCGGGCCGGUCUACCCGGGCCACGGCGUCUCCUUCGUGCGCAACGACUGCAAGGUGUUCCGGUUCUGCAAGUCCAAAUGCCACAAAAACUUCAAGAAGAAGCGGAACCCCCGGAAGGUCCGGUGGACCAAGGCCUUCCGCAAGGCGGCCGGCAAGGAGCUGACAGUGGACAACUGCUUUGAGUUCGAGAAACGCCGGAACGAGCCCGUGAAGUACCAGCGAGAACUCUGGACGAAGACAGUUGAUGUAAUGAAGAGAGUGGAAGAGAUCAAGCAGAGGCGGCAAGCCAGGUUCAUCAUGAACAGGUUAAAGAAGGGCAAAGAGCUGCAGAAAGCUCAAGACAUCAAGGAAGUCAAACAGAACAUCCAUCUAAUUCGGGCUCCACACGCAGGCAAAGCUAAACAGCUGGAAGAGAAGAUGGUCCAGCAACUAGAAGAAGCAGUAGCCAUGGAGGACUCUGCCUAGAGAGGCUGCCUCCGUCUCCAGAUGGCACCCUGCCUAGAGGGCUUAUCGUCACUCGUGUUUUCUCUUAUUGACUUGGUGGGAAAAUGGCCCUUUUGUCUGAGGCAUGCUUGGUGUGACUUCUCCUUAGGAUACAGGCUCAGUUGGGCCAGGCUCUGCAGCUGUCUUUCGAGGCACCUGUGGGAAUGGCCUGUGUUGCAGACAGUGUGUGCCUUUCGUGUGCCUGUAGCUGAAAUCCACUGAGCUCAAAGGGUUCUCUAAUAAAGAUGUUUGUAGGUGA